AUGGCGUAUAGAAUGGAAAACGGUGAACAAGGUUACGAUGACAGAGUUUUGAAGGUCGAGUCAGAGAAGAUCUUUUCUGUUCUAUUUGUCAAGGAGUGCUCAGAAAUCCACGAACUUGCCGGAAUAAAGAACAUCCAUUUUGUCUUUCUUGCAUAUCUCAACAUCUUCGUAAUUCCCACAGAUGUCCUGAAUGCAGAGAACGCCUGACGGCAGAAACCCUCAAAGAUCCACCGAGAUUUUUAAAGAAUACCUUAUCAGAGCUGAAAAUCAAGUGUGAUUACAAUGAGCGAGGAUGUCCGGGCUACGUCCAGCUUGGAAAUUUACAGAGUCAUGUUGAGCGAUGUGACUUUGCGCCGGUUGCGUGUGGACAUGAAGGAUGUGAGAUGAUGGUCAAUAAAAAAGAUAAAGUAGCCCAUGAAAGAGAACUCUGCCUGUUUAGAAUGAAUUCGCAAGUCUGGAAAGCUAUUAAAGCGAGUCAAGAUGAAAUAAAGUUAAAGAUUUUAAAAAUGUACAGAAAUGUAACGGUGAGACAAAAUUUUCUUUGUAGGUUUACGUAGUCAUAAGAAUAACUGUUUUGCGUAUCUAUUGUUGGAGAAAAAAUUUACAAGAUGUUUAUUUAUUGUUAAUAUAUUAACCAUAGUUUGUCAAAGUGUAUAAAGUGCCACCUUUUGGGAUAAUUUUUAACACUAAUACUGUCAUUCAGGACUGCCAAACUGAAAUUAAAGUUCAUAUUAAAGAAGUGGAAAUCAAACAAGAUGACAUGAAG
Paramuricea clavata is the source of this 766-nucleotide messenger RNA. The record is from the annotation of a GenBank genome assembly. Lineage: Eukaryota; Metazoa; Cnidaria; Anthozoa; Malacalcyonacea; Plexauridae.